CUGAAAUGGUUUGAAGCAAUCCUGCUUUCGAAUUCCCGGGGCUUCCGCCUCAGAAACCGAUCGUACCAGGAAGAAGCCAUGCUGCGAGCCAAGUGUCCUCCUCAUCAACUUCGGCGGCUCACACGUGGCGGUGCCGCCACACCCACCGUCCAGUUCAUUGUUGCCUCACUGUGUUGCCAUGUUCUUGUUCUGUAUUGUGAUGCCUCCUUCUGCUCUCUACACCUGCCACCUCAUCAUCAUCCUACCAACGACGCAACCACCACAACCAUGGAGAAUAAGAACAAAUGCCAAAGUAGUGGAUGGAAGAAUAUUGAUGUUUCCUGCCUCAAACGUUCAUUAGGUUUACUCGAUGCCAGCUUCUUCAAUGAUGAACAGAUUGUAGAGAUUAAUGAGGGUGUACAUGAACUCAAUAUCCCAAUUAUACAAACAAAUCGGAAACUUGUGGCAUCUGAAAAUGGAGGCCUCCAUUACCCACCCGCUUUGGUUUUCAAUCCUGGCUGGGGCUAUCGGUCGACAAACAAAACAUUUAGCUAUCCUUCUGUCUCUGGGACUCGUAGACCAGAAUCUGAUGAGGAUAUUGCCUUUAUGAGUGUUCUUGAAUUAGCUGAACUCAUUAGAACAAAGCAAAUCACUUCUCAGGAGCUUACACAGAUUUUCCUUCGGAGACUGAAAGAGUUCAAUCCUGUUCUUGAAUCUGUAAUCACUUACACUGAAGAAUUGGCUCACAGGCAAGCGAAAGAAGCUGAUGAGUUGCUUGCCAUAGGCGUCUAUCUUGGCCCUCUUCAUGGAAUUCCAUAUGGAUUGAAGGAUAUAAUAGCAGUGCCUGGUUAUAAAACUACAUGGGGUUCAAAAACCUUCAAAGAUCAAGUUAUUGACAAAGAAGCUUGGGUGUACAAGAGGCUAAGGGCUGCUGGAGCUGUUCUCGUUGCAAAGCUUGUUUCUGGAUCAUUGGCAUAUGAUGAUAUCUGGUUUGGUGGAAGAACUAGAAAUCCAUGGAAUAUUGAAGAGUUCUCUACUGGGUCAUCUGCCGGACCAGCUGCCAGCACCUCGGCUGGUAUGGUUCCAUUUGCCAUUGGUUCAGAAACAGCUGGCUCCAUUACUUAUCCUGCUGCUCGUUGUGGCGUGACAGCAUUGCGACCAACUUUUGGUACAGUUGGUCGAAGUGGUGUAAUGAGCAUAUCAGAAAGCUUGGAUAAGCUGGGCCCUUUCUGCAGAAGUGCAACUGAUUGUGCUGUUGUCCUCGAUAAUAUUCGGGGAAAGGAUCCGGAUGACAUCUCAUCGAGAGAGAGCCAGAUCGAUGAUCCUUUCUCAGUUGACAUUACCAACCUGACAGUUGGAUAUCUUGAUGAUGCUGAAAUGGAGGUUAGUUGUAAUGUUCUUGCGUCAAAGGGUGUGAAGAUGGUACCUUUUCAACUGAAUUACACAGUUGACUCUGUUCAAGGUAUACUAAAUUUCACAAUGGAUGUUGAUAUGCUGGCACACUUUGACGAGUGGCAACGAUCAGGCCAAGAUAAUGUGUAUGAAGCUCAAGAUCAGUGGCCAACUGAACUGCAUCGUGCACGUUUAAUCCCAGCUGUGGAUUAUGUACAGGCACAAAGAGCAAGGGGAAAGCUAAUAGAAGAGAUAAGAGAGAGUUUCACGGUUGACGCCUUCAUCGGCAAUGCGACCGACUGGGAGAAAGUUUGCCUAGGAAAUCUUGUAGGUUUACCAGUCAUAGUAGUUCCGACAGGUUUUAAGAACAUCUCCAAUCCACCUGCCAGUGGCAGCAGACGAAGAACCACCAUCACCACCGGCAUUUACGCUCGCCCGGACCAUGAUCACAUUGCUUUGGCACUGGCAAUGGCUUACCAAUCAGUGACCAAUCACCACAAACAGCGUCCACCCAUCAAUGAUCUUGGUCCAAAUGAUGUUAUUUCUGAUGUUUUUACCCCUCCCCGGGUCUUGCGUCGAUGAACGGUCACAAAAAAAAUGAAAUAUGCAUAUUUAUGGGCACUAUUGUUUUCACAAAGGUACCAAAGUGGAGUAGGCCAUGAAAUUAUUCAAGGAUGAGAUAUUUCUCCAAAUAUUCAAUAGUUAUUUAUCCUCUGUUUUCGCAA
Prosopis cineraria is the source of this 2096-nucleotide messenger RNA. RefSeq lists its product as uncharacterized. The record is from RefSeq and is a predicted model, not a curated record. Gene Ontology annotation, molecular function: catalytic activity. NCBI's taxonomy places the organism in Eukaryota, Viridiplantae, Streptophyta, Magnoliopsida, Fabales, Fabaceae.